GGCGAUUCACCGCCAAUGGAGCGCAUUCGUCUGGUGUGGGCGUGGCGGGUGGUGUGUGUGUCGGCGGACAGUGCACUCUACUCAGCCCCACAGACGGCUCCUGGUGAACACCUCCCCAUGGCCCCCGUCCCCUGCCUCAUCACCGCCACACUCCUGCUCAGCGUCUGGCUCUGUGGUGCCAAUAGUCCAACAUGUCCGAAGCGAAUCGAUGUGAAAGUUGGAGACAAGGUGGAGAUUCCAUCAUGCUCAACCGCAGGGAUCACCGAAUCAUAUUGGAAAUACGAAGGGGAAAAAAUUGUUCAAGAUCUCCAAGUCAAACCGUCCCGAUUCAAAGAAAGAAUUGUCACGAACAACACAACUUAUAAUUUAAUCCUCUCUGGUGUAACUCAGCAAGACUCUGGGACAUUUGGAUUUUUCUCAUCAAAAGACCAUGAUCAAAUACAAACCGUCUUCUUCAACCUGACAGUCUACGAGGCCAUAACUCACAUCGACGCACGGGUAAUAAAUUCCACCUGGGAUCCUGAUGCCAGCAAAUGUGAAAUUUGGCUUAAGUGCACCGCCUUGCAUUCCGAAAGCGGGAACAGCGUCAACUACACCUGGACCAUCGGGAAUGAAACCCACACGGGUGCUACAUUCAGAUACUUCACCACAGAGGGCGAGGACACUGGCAAGUGCACCACUUCCAAUCCCGUCAGUGAGAAAUCUGCAUCGAUACAGGUGGAGUGCCGCAACAGCACGCAGGCUGGAGCAGUUGGCCACACAGAUCAGAGCACUCCAAUUCCAAAGAUCUGGAUCUACAUCUCAACUGGGCUGGGAGUACUGGUCCUGGUACUGGUUUUGGUUUUCGUCUGUGGUUUUCGUAGGAGAAAUGCAGCACCAGAAGUUAUGGACACCGUGUACGACAGCAUUGAAAAUGUUGAAUGGAAAGCGACCACGUCAAAGGAUGAGCCGAGUCUGGGACCACUCUAUGAACUGAUCCAAAACGUUGAAGCUACGGCCCCACAGCAGGAGAGCACUGGAAACACCAUCUAUUACACUGUUCAGCAAAGCCGCCUUAUGGACCCUCCCUCCUAACAAGAAGGAGAGCUGCUGCUGGCUCAAUGUGGUUCCUGAUGCAGAAGACGUCCAAAUAUACAAAGCCAAAUGAGAUUGCAGCAUCCUAAAACCAAAUGCUUAAGAUUUGUUUGUUGGUCAUCUGUGUGUGUACGGUUUAAUAAACAGAUUUGUCUUUUCUAACUAUUCUCUAGUGUCUAUAUACAGAUUGUUGAUAAGAUUAGCAUUUGGGAAAUAUCACCCACAAAUAAAAUUUGUGAGUAUUCAAACUAUCAAAUAUACCUGCUGACAAACAUGCUUAAAUUGCCUAAAUGCGUCAGCAUUUUAAGCAUCAAGUUUACAUUAUACACCUUUAUUCAUGACAUUGCCUGUUUCUCCCAGAUUCAGACUUGGUUUAAUUCCAAAUUCAUCGUCUUCUGUGCAGAAUGUGGCGUUAGCAUCUUUCAUUGACUUGCAGAGAUACAGUAGCCUAGCUCCUCUUCAUGUGAGGGAAAAUGGCUUAAAUCGAAUUUCCUCGCGCACACUCCCAUUCUGGACACACAGUGAAGAAUUUGGAAUUAUGCAACAUGUCUGAAUCUGGGUAAAACAGGCAAAGGCCCACCCACUUACAGAUAUCUCUGUAUCCCUUUAAGCUUGUUGAACCACUUGCAGCCAAAUGGAAGUUGUUGGAAUAAAUUGUGAGAUAAGAAACAAA
Messenger RNA from Gadus macrocephalus (Pacific cod), 1747 nucleotides. RefSeq lists its product as uncharacterized. Bases 16 to 1074 code for a protein of 352 amino acids. The transcript has 8 exons. Lineage: Eukaryota; Metazoa; Chordata; Actinopteri; Gadiformes; Gadidae. The record is from RefSeq and is a predicted model, not a curated record.